CGAGGGAGCUCCGUGUGUGCGGGACUGUGUUAUUAAGAGACGCGCCUGUCUCUCUCUCUGUGUGAGAGUUUCGCUGACGCCUCCUCACACACCUGUAUCACAGGUACACAGUCACAACAUGGACGACUCGAAACUGAUCGUGUAGCUCCCCAGCGCGGCGCUUUCUCGGACGUUGAUCUUUGACUGGACUAGGGGUGUUUUAUCAGCCAUGGGUCGCUGUGAACCCCGGAUUAUUUCUCUGUGCUGUCUUCUCAUUUUCGGGUGCUGGCAGGCUGCUGCUGUAGAAAUGCAGGUUGAGCCGGAGGUGAAUGGGGUCGUGGGGGACGAUGCCACUCUGAGAUGCACGUUCAGAUCCACGUCUCCAGUGACGGGUCGCCUCUCCGUGGACUGGACUUACCGACCCGUGGACGGCGAGGCCUCUCACAGCUUCUUCUACUAUCAGUCCAAAGCCUUCCCCCAGACGGAGGGGCUCUUCAAGGACAGGGUCUCGUGGCAGGGGGACGUCAAUCGAGGGGACGCGUCCCUCCAGCUGCGGAACCUGACGCUUAACGACAACGGAACCUUCAUCUGCACUGUGAGGAACCCUCCUGACGUCCACGGCAACGUGGCCAAAACAGUGCUGACCGUCACGCCCCGAGGAAACCCCAUCCGGAUCACAGAGUUCUUCCUGCUGGCUGGAUUGGUGCUCCUCCCCUCGGCUCUCGUCGUCCUGGUGCUGCUGGUCAGAAUGGGCUGCAACAACGGCAUUCUGGGAAGGAGGAAGACCCACGUGCUUAAGAGGUCUCCCAUUGAAGCCUCAGACGGAGAGGAAGACGUUCACAAGAAGCCCAGUCUGAAGAGAAACAUCAUGCUGUGCUGUGUUUUCAGGACUCAGAUUCUGAGGAGGCCCUGUAUGCCAUGCAGAGGCGGCAAUCUGAAAUAAACGCAGAGUCAGAAUGCUAGCGCCCCCUAGUGGGUGGGAAGAUUGUUUCCCGUUGAAUUGUAAACGACUGAAGCGGACUUUGGCUGUGCUGAAGGAACACCUGACUGCACAGGACCGAGUGGAGUGAUCCUGCCUGCCCCAGCGCCGAGGGGAAGGGGUCUGAACGCAGAGGGGAUGCAACCACAGGCUGUCGGAGCCCCUCCUCCUCACCCCUCACAGGACUUACUCAGUUUUUAACUUGGACUUUCAAUAGAUUUUACUUUUAUUCUUAUCAAGAGGUCACCAAAGAAAGGGACGGGAUUCAUUCAAGCUCCUUACACCCAAAUCCUGUAUUAUUAUUAUUAUUAUUAUUAUUAUUAUUAUUUAAACUUGGAGGAAUUCAUUUAAGCAUGUUGAUGUAUAUAAGAUAUUAAUUGCUGUUUUUCGUAUGUCACUGUAUUUUCGGCCCGUGAUAAUAAUGCCAGACGUUUUUUAGUGUCUAGGAUCGAUGCGCUCAACACAAGGGCUGAAAACUGGGUAGAAGCGGUCUCCUGAUUUUAAUGUAAAUGUUAAAUAUAGAACUACAAACAUUGAAUGGUUUUAACCCUCGUGUAGGAAAACUGACUUUCCUGGUAACCUGGGGUCCAAUCAGACCCCAGCAAUAAAACAACUUAUAACUAA
Messenger RNA from Acipenser ruthenus (sterlet), 1582 nucleotides. Its product is annotated as myelin protein zero-like protein 3. Bases 209 to 922 code for a protein of 237 amino acids. Lineage: Eukaryota; Metazoa; Chordata; Actinopteri; Acipenseriformes; Acipenseridae. Gene Ontology annotation, cellular component: membrane. The record is from RefSeq and is a predicted model, not a curated record. The transcript has 6 exons.